Messenger RNA from Dictyostelium discoideum AX4, 2475 nucleotides. RefSeq lists its product as hypothetical. The transcript has a single exon. Lineage: Eukaryota; Evosea; Eumycetozoa; Dictyosteliales; Dictyosteliaceae. Bases 1 to 2475 code for a protein of 824 amino acids. The record is from RefSeq and is a predicted model, not a curated record.
AUGGAGAAAGACCUUUUUAGUAGUCUCCAUGAUAUGAAUGAAAAUGAAUGCGAUAAAAGAAAUAUUAACGAUAAUGGAAACUCUUUUAAAAGAAUAAAAUAUCAAGAUAAUACUAAUGGUGAUGACAAAAAUUGUAAAAUCGAAAUAGUAAAAGAAGACAAUAGUUUUUUAAAUACCGAUAAUAAUAAUAAUAACAAUGACACAAAUUCUCAACCAUCCAAACCAUUUAUCAUAUCAACCACAACUACAACUAUAGCUACAACUACAACUACAACUUUAUUAAGCCCACAAGAACUUUGUGAACAAUCUCAACAAUCACCAACAAUUUCAUAUUACUUACAACAAUAUAUCAUAAAAAUGAUAUGUAAUUUUAUAAAUAAUAAUUCAACCACUAGAAUUUUUAGAUAUAAUUUAACAACAAAGAAUGAGAUUCAGAAUCUAACAUUAAGUUUAGCAUUGGUAAAUAAAGGAUGGUUCCAUACAGUUUCAAAUUUUCUUACAGUAUCAAUAAAUUUUAAUUAUAAGUGGUCACCUCAAAGAGCAUUCAAAAUUUUAAAUCCAAAAACGUGUGAAAAAAUAAAAAAUUCCAAUAAUUAUAAUAAUAAUAAUAAUAAUAAUAAUAAUAAUAAUAAUAAUAAUAAUAAUAAUAAUAAUAAUAAUAAUAAUAAUAAUAAUAAUAAUAAUAAUAAUAAUAAUAAUAAUAGUGGCAAUAAUAAUAAUAAUACCAAUAAUUAUAACAAUGAAAUAUAUGAUAAUAAAAAAAACAAUUAUAGAGUUAAUAAUAAUGGUUUUGGGGACUAUAGUGAUUAUGAUGAGGAUGAAGAUGAUGACAAUGAAAGUGUUGAACAAAUUCAAGAUCAAAAUGUUGAAUCGAAUUGGAAAAACGAAUUGGAAGACGAAACAAUAUUGAACAGUCAAUUCAAGAUUUUAAAAGCAUCAAAUAUAAAAACCUUAAAGAUUACAGUUAAUUUGGAUGAUGAAAUUAGGUUUAAAAAUAUUUUGAAUGAAGAGAUUAAAUCAUUACCAUUACUGGAGAAAAUAACGAUAAUGGAAUAUAAUGAGUAUCUAGGUUUGGUUAAUUUUGAAAAUAUUAAAGUUCAAUCAAUAGACUUUGACCGUUUUAGUAAUAUUAGAGUAUUUAGUGAAACAAAUAUUAAUUUAAACCAAAAUAAUAAUAAUAAUAAUAAUAAUAAUAAUAAUAAUAAUAAUAAUAAUAAUCAACAUAAUGUCUCAUUAAAUAUAAAAAAAAUUCAAAUAAUAAAUAAUAUUUCACUUUAUACACCAAUUAGGAUUAUAGAAUUGUUUAAAAGGUGUAAAAUAAAGAAAUUUUGUUUAGAGUUUUAUCCAUAUGAAUUCCCUUUCAAACAUUUAUUUGAAAAUAAAUCAUUCAAUUUUUCAAUGCGUCAAUUCGAAAUAUAUGAUAUCACAUUAUCAUUGGAAGAUCUUUAUUAUGUUUUAAUGGGUGCCGAUAGAAUUCAACAAUUAUCGUUUGAUAUUUGUUUUGAUAAUUUAUUAUAUUGUGUUACAGAGAAAUUAACACCACCUUGUUUCUGUAGUUUCAACCAAAAUAAUCAAAAUAAUAAUAAUAAUCAAAAUAGUAAUAAUAAUAAUAAUAAUAAUAAUAAUAAUAAUAAUAAUAAUAAUAAUAAUAAUAAUAAUAAUAAUAAUAAUAAUAAUAAUAAUAAUAAUAAUAAUAAUAAUAAUAAUAAUAAUAAUAAUAAUAAUAAUAAUAAUAAUAAUAAUAAUAAUAAUAAUAAUAGUAAUAAUAAUAAUAAUAGUAAUAAUAAUAAUAAUAAUAAUAAUAAUAGUAAUAAUAAUAAUAAUAAUAAUUAUAAUAUUAAUCAAAAAUAUGAUAUGAAUCGGAUAUAUUGGAAGUCAAUUUCAGAUAUAAUUAGAAACCAUAAAUACUUGAAGUUUUUAUCAAUAAAACAUAGGUGUCAAUUUUUUUAUAAUAAUCAUCAUGGUUUAAAUAAUAUUAAUCCCGUUCCAAAUUUUAUUAUCAAUAAUAAUAAUAUUAAUAAUAAUAAUAAUAAUAAUAAUAAUAAUUAUAAUAAUAAUAAUAAUAAUAAUAAUAGUAAUAAUAAUAAUAAUAAUAAUACAAAUGGUAAUAUUAAUUUUGGAAAUUCAAAAAGUGAAACAGAAUCAGAAUUUCACAAAAGACCAGCAUUUCCAAACGAAUUUAUUUAUGCAUUAGGUGAGGUUUUGGCCAAAAAUACCUCUUUAGAAAAAAUUAAUUUUUAUAGUUUUCAUACAGCUCAAUUGUUUGAAUAUAUUUUAACUCAUGGAAAUCAAUCAAUUACAAGAUUUACAACUACUUUUAUAAAUACACAUAAAAAUAAAAAAGAAUAUAUAGAAUCAGUUGAAAAAUUAAUUGCUCAAUAUCCACAUAUCGAAUCCUUUACUAUAAGGAAAACAAAUUAUCGUCACAAUUAUAAUGAUGAUAGGGCAAUAUUUAAUUAUUUAUUACAACCUUAG